AUGUAUUUUGAAAUCAACCCCCCACCUAGGGUAUCAUUCAUUACGCUCAACCCUCCACCUAGGGUAUUUGAGCCUGACCUUUCACCAUAUUUUGAAAUCGACCCUCCACCUAGGGUGUCAUUCAUUACGCUCAACCCUCUACCUGGGGUGUUUGAGCCUGACCUUCCACCAUAUUUUGAAAUCGACCCUCCACCUAGGGUGUCAUUCAUUACGCUCAACCCUCUACCUGGGGUAUUUGAGCCUGACCUUCCACCAUAUUUUGAAAUCGACCCUCCACCUAGGGUGUCAUUCAUUCCGCUCAACCCUCCACCUAGGGUAUCCUCACUAGAGCCUGACCCUCCACCUAGGGUAUCCUCACUAGAGCCUGACCCUCCACCUAGGGUAUCCUCACUAGAGCCUGACCCUCCACCUAGGGUAUCCUCACUAGAGCCUGACCCUCCACCUAGGGUAUUUCCAUCGUCUCUUUCCAUCUCUCCUGAAACUUUCAGUUACCACUAUUAG
Messenger RNA from Bombyx mori (domestic silkworm), 501 nucleotides. RefSeq lists its product as uncharacterized. Lineage: Eukaryota; Metazoa; Arthropoda; Insecta; Lepidoptera; Bombycidae. The record is from RefSeq and is a predicted model, not a curated record. The coding region runs from base 1 to 501 and encodes 166 amino acids. The transcript has a single exon.